CCACCAUGUCCAGACCUCUGUGCUCGCUGGUUCUCACCCCGCAAAAAGUCCCGGACUUCUUUGUCCCGCCUCGUGGCCGACGUUUGGGUCUGACCAGUCCAGACCGUCAGCCCACACCCGAGGUUUCACUUCGCCUGCCUCGGGUUCUUCUUUCUGACCGGGACACCGAGGACUCUAAAGACCGCUUGGACUAUGACACGGACGUCACCACGCGUGCCGCCAUGUCGCUGAUUCACGUGGACAAGGUCGCCACCCCCUACGGCUUCUGCGCCGUGCUGGCCGCCAGUCCCUGCACACGCCGCCGUGAGUCCCUCUUCCACCGCAACGCCAGGACUGUGGUCCAACCGGGUCCUGCUGGAGUCCCAAGCACAUCUGGAAGGUCACCUGCAGUCCGAAGCACACCUGGAAGGUCACCUGCAGUCCGAAGCGCACCUGGAGGGUCACCUGCAGUCCGAAGCGCACCUGGAGGGUCACCUUGAGUCCGAAGCACGACCACACAGACGGAACGAUGUCAGCAACUUUUUAUUUCAAUA
This is a messenger RNA of Nerophis lumbriciformis (worm pipefish), 533 nucleotides long. RefSeq names its product C2 calcium-dependent domain-containing protein 4A-like. Lineage: Eukaryota; Metazoa; Chordata; Actinopteri; Syngnathiformes; Syngnathidae. The record is from RefSeq and is a predicted model, not a curated record.